Sesamum indicum (sesame) is the source of this 3674-nucleotide messenger RNA. RefSeq names its product Leucine-rich receptor-like protein kinase family protein. Gene Ontology annotation, biological process: protein phosphorylation. The record is from RefSeq and is a predicted model, not a curated record. NCBI's taxonomy places the organism in Eukaryota, Viridiplantae, Streptophyta, Magnoliopsida, Lamiales, Pedaliaceae. Gene Ontology annotation, molecular function: ATP binding; receptor serine/threonine kinase binding; protein kinase activity.
AGGGGUGUGUGUCAGAAAAUAUGGUGUCCACAGUUGGACCAACUUUGGUACUUUGUCAUGAUAGAAAUAAUUGUAAAUUUUCACCAGAAAAAAGUUAAAAACAUUCUGCUUGAAUUCCUGUGUUUGCAUGACUUCAUUAAAGUCUUGUAUCCCCCGGAAAAAAUUGAAAGGAAAUGUAAAAAACAUUCAGUCCAUUUCAAUGGGCAUAAGCUGAACUGUAAUAACUCUCUCUCUCUCUUUCUUUUCUCUCUCUAGAGUGUAGUCACUCCCGUGAGCAAAGCUCAUCUCAUUUUGAGCCAUAUCUAGCAAUCCCAACUCAAGAUCUGAACAUUCCGUGGUACCACAAUAACAAACUUCUCUCUUGCUCACCAAUGAGUGACUGAAAAUCUAUCUGUGUUCAUCUUCGAGUGCUGAAUGGGGAUGAAAAUGAGGUGUUACGCAGUGCUAAUGAUUUCGUUUGUGUGUCUCACAUUUCUGACGGGGUGUUUCGGUGGAGAAACGCUUCAGCUGAACGAUGAUGUUCUGGGCCUCAUCGUGUUGAAAUCAGGGUUUCAAGACCCUUUCAAGUCCCUGGAUUCCUGGAAUGAAGAUGAUGAAUCCCCCUGUGCAUGGAAGUUCAUAAAGUGCAACCCUGGAAACAACAGGGUUUCGGAAGUUUCACUUGAUGGCUUGGGCCUAUCGGGGAAGAUUGGUAGGGGCCUGGAGAAGUUGCAGUCGUUGAAGGUACUUUCUCUGUCUAGCAACAAUCUUACGGGCAGCAUCAUCCCGGAAUUGGCUCUUAUACCAAAUCUUGAAAGGCUUAAUCUUAGCAAGAAUUCCCUUUCAGGCAAUGUCCCUUCAUCUCUUUCCGACGUUUCUUCUCUCCAGUUUCUUGAUUUGUCACAAAAUUCUCUAUCAGGGCCUCUACCUGAUGACAUGUUCCAAAACUGUUUUUCACUUCGGUAUCUUUCUUUUGCUGGAAAUCGUCUCGAAGGGCCAAUUCCAAGCACCCUUCCCAGAUGCACAACCCUGAAUCACCUCAACCUGUCUAGUAACCACUUCUCUGGGAACCCGAAUUUUUCUGGGGGAAUUUGGUCGCUUACGAGGCUCCGAACGCUGGAUCUUUCCAACAAUUUGCUGACGGGACCCGUCCCAGUUGGCAUGGCUGUCAUGCAUAACUUGAAAGAGCUUAUUUUACAUGGAAAUCAGUUUUCAGGAGCCUUACCAGCUGAUGUUGGCCUCUGUCCACACUUGAGUAGGCUAGACUUUAGCAACAAUCUCUUGAUUGGACCAGUUCCACAGUCUUUGCAGAGGCUAAAUGCACUCAAAUUCUUGAGUUUAGCCAACAACUUUCUUACUGGAGAUUUCCCUCAAUGGAUUGGUCAAAUGAGCAGCCUGGAAUACCUAGAUUUCUCAAACAAUGGCCUGACAGGAUCUCUUCCUACUUCUAUGGGAGACUUGAAGUCACUGAAGUUUCUUAGUCUAUCUAAUAACAAGUUGAGUGGAUCCAUUCCCACCACCAUUGCUGAAAUUUCCAGCUUAUCCCUGGUCCGGUUGAGAGGAAACACCUUCAACGGUAGCAUACCGGAAGGUUUGUUCGAUAUGAAAUUGGACGAAGUGGAUCUUUCAAGAAAUGAGUUGACAGGGUCCAUUCCUCCUGCAUCUAGUAAGCUUUCUGAGACCCUUCAAAUAUUGGAUCUGUCAGGGAACAAUAUCACAGGAGAUAUCCCUGCAGAAAUGGGGCUUUUCAGCAGGUUGAGAUAUCUGAACUUGUCCUGGAACAAUCUGGAGUCGAGGAUGCCACCGGAGCUUGGUUUCUUUCAGAACCUCACUGUUUUAGAUCUUCGCAGUAGCGGCUUGAUUGGAUCGAUUCCAGGUGAUAUAUGUGAUUCCGGCAGCUUGGCCAUCCUCCAGCUUGAUGGAAAUUCAUUGACAGGUCCAGUUCCUGAAGAAAUAGGCAACUGCUCAUCACUCUACUUGCUGAGCUUAUCCCAUAACAAUCUGAGUGGCCCAAUACCAGAAUCAAUGUCAUUAUUAAGCAAGCUCAAGAUUCUGAAGCUGGAGGUCAACCAGCUGAGUGGUGAAAUACCUCAAGAACUUGGGAGACUUGAAAAUCUUCUCAUUGCUAAUAUAUCCUACAACAGGCUCGUCGGUCGGCUUCCUGCCGGAGGUAUUUUCCAGACCUUAGAUGCUAGCGCAAUUGAGGGAAAUCUCGGUAUUUGUUCACCGUUGUUGAAGGGACCAUGUAAGCUGAACGUCCCAAAGCCUUUGGUUCUUGAUCCCUACGCCUAUGGAAAUCAAAUGGGAGGCCAAAAUCGAGGAAAUGAACGCUCAAGAAGUUCAACAAACUUUAGGCACCACAGGUUUCUCAGCGUCUCAGCUAUUGUUGCAAUAUCAGCUGCAGCUGUGAUUGCUGUUGGAGUGGUUGUGAUAAGCUUGCUGAAUGCUUCAGCUCGGAGGAGAAUUGCAUUUGUUGACAAUGCCUUGGAAAGCAUGUGCUCAAGCUCCACAAGAUCGGCCAACAUGGCUGCAGGGAAACUUAUUCUUUUCGACUCAAAGUCCUCUCCGGAUUGGCUCAGUACUAGUUUUGAUUCGGUACUUAAUAAGGCAGCUGAGAUUGGGGAAGGAGUAUUUGGGACCGUGUACAAGGCUUCAGUGGGAGGACAAGGAACUACGGUUGCAAUCAAGAAGCUUAUUACAGCAAAUACACUUCAAUAUCAAGAAGAAUUUGAUCGUGAAGUUCGAAUUCUUGGGAAAGCAAGACAUCCCAAUUUGAUUCCACUGAGAGGUUACUACUGGACUCCUCAAUUGCAGCUUCUGGUAUCAGAUUACGCAGUAGAAGGAAGCUUACAAGCAAAACUACACGAACCGUCUCCUUCUUCUUUGCCACUUACUUGGGCCAACAGGUUCAAGAUUGUGAUGGGAACAGCAAAAGGACUUGCUCACUUGCACCACUCAUGUCGCCCACCGAUCAUACACUACAACAUAAAGCCUAGCAACAUACUCCUAGACGAGAAUCUGAACCCAAAGAUAUCAGACUUUGGACUAGCAAGGCUUCUAACGAAGCUUGACAAGCAUGUUGUUAGCAACAGAUUUCAAAGUGCACCAGGCUAUGUGGCCCCAGAACUGGCAUGCCAGAGCCUAAGAGUCAACGAGAAAUGCGACGUAUAUGGCUUCGGUGUCCUGAUUCUUGAGUUGGUUUCGGGCAGAAGGCCGGUCGAGUAUGGAGAGGACAAUGUCGUUAUACUAAGUGACCAUGUAAGGGUGUUGCUUGAACAAGGAAACGUGCUAGACUGCGUGGAUUUGAGCAUGGGAAAGUAUCCGGAAGAGGAGGUUCUGCCGGUUCUUAAACUGGCCCUGGUAUGCACUUCUCAGAUACCUUCGAGUAGGCCUUCCAUGGCUGAAGUGGUGCAAAUACUGCAGGUCAUCAAGACUCCUGUUCCAAACAGAAUGGAAGCUUUCUGAGAUUGUCAAAUCGCCAGUCUCGGCCGUCUCACGGACAUCAUGAACGGGAAAACUUUGAACUGCACCUACUUUUGUAUUUUCAUAUCACUAAGUUUUUCAUUGACAUUGCAGACUACUGAUUCAAACAUCUCCUCUUUAACUAUUUGUAAUCCUCCUGUCCUGUGAAUUUGUCAGUAGUAGUUGCAUGUUUUGGAGAAAAUUAUAUACUCCUAGUUUAAUUUUGUUAAUUA